UUGGUGUCGCUGUUUUUCACUUUCAGCUAUUCUCCUCUGAAAACGACGGAAGAGCCAUUUGAUUUGACCAAGGUGAAAUCUCCUAUAGAAAAUACGCAAGACUUAUGGGUUGAGAAUAACAAUUCAGCCUGUAAAACUAACCUGUGUGAGAUCAUGGUAUCUAUCGAAGAUGCGACUCAAAGCAAUCAUGUGCGACCCUUCGCAAGACCUGGUAGCCAUAAGUCAGAUCAUCCAGGAGAACCGAUCAACCUUUCUUUCAGCACUGCUCAGGCCGUGGACAAACUCAGAACUAACAACAAUCCUGCCACGGUAUUAGAGAAACGCAUCAAUUUCGAAGACGAACCAUUUCUUUACAGAUGCGAUUACUUAUGUGAAGACAAGAAUGAUCCACGAGAUUUUGCACCACACAAAAGAAAAGAGGAAGAAUAUAUUGACUCAGACUUGUCUGAUUUAUCCUCGUCCAAGGAACCUAUCGAUGUCUAUGUCCCCUCGCCAACCGUUCCCGCAUUCAGUGCUUCUGACAGUGAAUGCAGUCAGAUGACAAAACACCGUUCCAUCCCCAAAAAAGAACCUGAUUCACCAAUCUGGGUUGAGAAUCCCACAAUGAAGAAGGCAGACAAAGAUCCGUACUUUUGUUAUGAAUGUUACCAGAUUGCAGAGUCCAGCUCGAGUGGAUAUCAGUGUUGUGAUCCACUGAGCCGUUCAUGCAAUAUCCCAGAGCACUAUUCUGUUCAGUGUACUUCGCCUUACCAAUUCAUCAACUUUUCGGAUUUUAGCAGUUCUGGACAGAAUGAGAGUUCUGAUCAGUUUCACAGCCCAUACCACCAAUGUUAUUGUCAGUAUCCGACGGGGAUUCUAACUGCCGAUCUAAUAACUGCCAUGUCAACAUCGGCUGAUAGUUCCUCGACCUACUGUGAACACGUCCCAUGGUACCGACGACUUUGGGAUCUCAUAAGAAUGUGUUAUCAAAAAGAACAUCGAGAAGCGCCAUGUCCUUAUAGGAGACCUGCCCUGCGCUUGGAAAACCCCAGCGGACGUGGUCAAUGGCUGAAACGACAUUCCGAUAGUUCGGUGAAGAUCCGGUGGCAAAAUCUUUCUAGAAAAAUGAGCAGUGGUCUCAAAUCGGCGGCCGAGGUGUUUCGACUGGGAGUACACAAAAAAGUGGACAAAUCUCAAGAAUCUCAAGAAUCAUCUGAUUCGAAAAAGUCGGUGGACAGGCAGCUAGACCAGAAACGUCGCGUCAGCUUAUAUCGUAAGAGAAGUUUGAGACCAAGCUGGGCACAAAUAAGGUCUAUGAACAGUAUUGAUUCCCGAAAUCGAAGGCACGCACGGAAAGCACUGAGGACCAUCAGUUUUAUUCUCGGCGCUUUCAUGAUGUGUUGGACACCUUACCACAUAAUUAUGAUGAUUAAGGGAUUUUGCGAUGACUUUGAGACGCACGGGAGCUGUGUCAGUCAUCAUUUGUACAAUUUGACCUACUGGCUAUGCUACAUGAACUCACCGAUAAACCCCUUUUGUUAUGCAUUGUCGAAUGCCUCGUUCCGAAGGACAUUUUUUCGAAUUUUGAAGGGCAAUUUUCAGCGCAAAUGA
Molecule: messenger RNA, 1590 nt
Organism: Opisthorchis viverrini
Lineage: Eukaryota; Metazoa; Platyhelminthes; Trematoda; Opisthorchiida; Opisthorchiidae
Exons: 2
Biological process (GO): adenylate cyclase-activating adrenergic receptor signaling pathway
Cellular component (GO): membrane
Molecular function (GO): G protein-coupled receptor activity
Source: RefSeq, a predicted model, not a curated record